AUGGCCUCUUCAUCCUUUCGUGACUCGAUGAAUUCGCUGGGCUGGAGCCGCAGAGAGCCCGCCGCUACGCCUGCAACGACGUCCGACUCGUCCACCCCGUUCCUUGGCAAGCUGCAAUCGCUCAAUCCCUUUGGACAAGGAGGCUAUGUCAGACUGCCUCUGUACGAGAAUGAGGCACCAGGUGCUCCGCUGCCUGCCCGCACCCGCCGCGAAGAAGAAGAAGGGUGGUUUGCGCGUACGUGCCUACGUUCCUUCUGA
Aureobasidium vineae is the source of this 258-nucleotide messenger RNA. The record is from the annotation of a GenBank genome assembly. NCBI's taxonomy places the organism in Eukaryota, Fungi, Ascomycota, Dothideomycetes, Dothideales, Saccotheciaceae.